This is a messenger RNA of Truncatella angustata, 885 nucleotides long. RefSeq lists its product as uncharacterized. The coding region runs from base 1 to 885 and encodes 294 amino acids. The transcript is spliced from 4 exons. NCBI's taxonomy places the organism in Eukaryota, Fungi, Ascomycota, Sordariomycetes, Amphisphaeriales, Sporocadaceae. The record is from RefSeq and is a predicted model, not a curated record.
AUGAAAAGCAUUCAUAAUCACAUUAAAACCCUCUACGACCAAGGCACCCCGCUAUUUACUAGAUGUGAACUCCAGAGCCUUAUCGCACAACUGGACAAUCUCCAAGACAAGGGAUUUAAGGAGCGAAAAAUUCACCUGACAGGUAUGAAUAAAGUGGUGGUUGAUAUCCCUAUCGAGACCGGGAAAGUCGCGUUAGAGAAUGAAACAUCUACAACUGGCUGCGAGAUUAUUAGUACUGUUCAAUACAAGCACUUACGGAGUGGCAAGAUAUUCCAUGUUUCGAUCCUAAAACAGCGUAUCUUCCAAUCAAAGUCUACUACGACCUUUGCAAUCGACAAAUCACAAGAAUGGGAAGCUAGUGAGCAAAACCGCUAUCUUCAAGAUACACUACUUUCGGUGCCAUCAUUCGUUAUUAUCAAUAAGGUCAUCGGCUUCGCUUGUGGUUCGUUAACGUUUGGUACUGAAAUUCACCGUCGCUCCGCAAUCCAACAUGCCCUUCUCUCUAGUCUCCGGAAUUACUUAUUCAAAAUAAAAGAGUCCGUUCAGAUACAAUGCUACACCCAAGAUCCGGAGUACUCGUUCAACGAAAAGCAGGCUUUGAAGGCGAUUGGGAUUAUAGCUUUAGAUGAUCCGAAAGCGUUCUUAGAAGUGGACGAUGCCAGCAUAGUGAUUUCAAUUGGUCCCGAUAUUCCGGUAAAGCAGAUUAUUACCGAUAUCGCUCGUCCCGCUGCUAUUAUAUGGUGUAAACAAAGAGAAGAGAUUUAUUAUAUGGCUGAUCCAAUGUCCCCAAGAGUGCAGGGGAUGCUUAGUACCGAGUAUAUCGAGUUGGACUUUCCUUACCACGAAUCUAUCGGAGAUGUCGCUUUAUAUUUCAGAAAAGGCUGA